UUCUGCUAUUCGCAGUACGGAGUUCAACUCAAAGAAAACGCGGGAGACAGCGAUUGGUCAAACCUUGUUUGUGUUAUCAAAAUUAGAUAUUUUUUUAAACCUACAAUGGAGGAUUCUAGUGUCAGUUGUGCUGAGCAUUUAGCACAGUACUUUUCUGAAAAAGAUAACUCCGAAAAUGUUGUGUUAUCUUCUGUUGUUCCCGAAAUUUGUAAAACUGAGAAAUGUUGUUUGGGUGUCGACGAAGCCGGCCGAGGUCCUGUUCUAGGUCCUAUGGUGUAUGGUGUGGCGUACUGCCCUCUUGAUAAGUCAGACGCCCUUAAGAAAUUGGGCUGUGCCGACUCCAAGGUUUUAACAGAAGAGAAACGGGAAGAACUUUUUGGAAAAUUAUGUGAAGGGAAAGAUUAUGUCGGUUGGUCUGUGGAAGUUAUUGCUCCCAAUAGCAUUUGUAAUAGUAUGUUACGAAGGCAAAAGUACUCGCUCAACCAGGUAUCACAUGACUCAGCGAUAGGCCUCAUCAAAAAAGCUGUCGAAGCUGGUGUGAACAUUUCUGAGGUGUAUGUGGACACUGUGGGUCCAGCAGACAAAUAUCAGGAAAAGUUGUCUAAGAUAUUUCCAGACUUCAAAAUUACUGUUGCUAGCAAAGCGGACGCUACCUAUCCCUGCGUUAGUGCUGCUAGUAUAUGUGCUAAAGUGUCUCGAGAUAGAGCAUUGCAGGUCUGGAAAUUUGAAGAUGGCAUUGACAAGCCUGCUGAAGGAUGGGGCAGUGGAUAUCCAAAUGAUCCAGUGACAAAGAAAUUCCUUCAGCAAAAUAUUGAUCCUAUUUUUGGAUUCCCUCAUAUGGUGAGGAUGAGUUGGUCGACAGCAGAUAAAAUUUUAGAAAGUUCAGCCACAACUGUGGAAUGGGAGGAAGAAGAUGAAGAAGCAUCACCUGGUACUCCAUCAAUCACAUCGUUUUUUGGUUCUUCCAAGACAAAGAAAAGCAGGACUCAACAUCCUUUCUUUAAGGAAAGAAACUUGGCACCAACUGCUUCACUUAAUUGAGGAACAUAUUUGUGCCUCUUAAUGUUAUUUGUGACAUAUAAUCUUUCUUCCGUAAUAAAUUUCGUGUCAGUAUCAA
This is a messenger RNA of Thrips palmi, 1117 nucleotides long. RefSeq names its product ribonuclease H2 subunit A. The transcript is spliced from 6 exons. Gene Ontology annotation, biological process: DNA replication, removal of RNA primer; mismatch repair. NCBI's taxonomy places the organism in Eukaryota, Metazoa, Arthropoda, Insecta, Thysanoptera, Thripidae. The record is from RefSeq and is a predicted model, not a curated record. Bases 106 to 1041 code for a protein of 311 amino acids. Gene Ontology annotation, molecular function: RNA-DNA hybrid ribonuclease activity; RNA binding. Gene Ontology annotation, cellular component: ribonuclease H2 complex.